Molecule: messenger RNA, 2439 nt
Organism: Symbiodinium sp. CCMP2592
Lineage: Eukaryota; Dinophyceae; Suessiales; Symbiodiniaceae
Source: the annotation of a GenBank genome assembly
AUGGUGGCCCCCGGCAUCGCGGGCGUGAACCGGAACCUCUACGAGGUGCUGGGCGUGGCACGGGAUGCCAGCUUGUCUGCGAUUCGCGCGGCCUACCGCAAGCUGGCCGUGCAGCUCCAUCCCGACAAGGGUGGCGGCCGAGAGGAGUUCGCGGAGCUGCAAGCUGCCUACGUCAUCCUCUGCAAUGUGGCCUUGCGACAGCGCUACGACGAGACAGGGAAGACAGAUGUGCCCGCAGAUAUACGGAAUGGGCAGCGAGCCCGCACAGAGCAGACGCCGGUGAAGGAAGAGGUGUUGACCUGCUGGAAGUGCGGCAGCGAGCUUCCGGCAAAUGCCAAGUUCUGCCAGGAAUGUGGUGCCCCGCGGCAGGCCCCGGCAGCAAAGCAAGAGGCGCAAAGCCGCAAGAACCUCCAGAAGGUGCAGCUGCCUCCGGCGCUCCAGGCGCUUGUAGAAGGGCGCACGCUGGAGUCGGUGCCAGUGGCAGAGGACUUCGAGCAGACCGUGGCUCACAUCACCGUGACGGAGAAGGAGGGCAAAAGGACGCUGAAGCUGGUGUGGGACCCAGAGUUCGGGCUCUGGAUGUCAGAUCUCAAUGCAGAGAACAGGUACGGUUGUGGCGAUAUCUAUGGGUGUCAAGGAAUCGGCCAAAUUCGGAUGGUCGGACCACGUGUCACGAACCUGAAGCCAGGGGAUUGGGUUCUCCCGCUGCAUGACGUCGAUGCCGAUGGAGACAUCGAUCUGGAUGCGGCGCCUCCCGGCACAGGGCGCGUUCUCGGUGUCUGGAAAGAAAGCAGGUGCGCCAAGCUGGAGUUCUCGGCAGAUUCGCCCCUCAGCAUCGCUAACAUGGCACUGGCUAAGUCCAUUGGCGCCGCGUGCCUGCUCGUAGAGGAACACGCCAGCAAACUGUCCGCUGGUGAGACGGUCAUACUGAACUGUGCAAACGGCUCCUUGGUGGCAGUGCUGAUUCAGCUGCUCACAGCCAAAGGCUUCACGGUCCUGGCUGUGGUGAGGAAGCACAGUGGGGAAGAGUGGAUCAAGCAGAAGCUGGAAGGAUUGGGCGCCAAGCGCGUGUUUCUGAUGCAAGACAACGUCCGUGAGAUCUUGGAGGACGCUGGGCAGCAGUUGCCGGCUCUGGCCCUGGAUGGUGUCGGCGGAGCGGCCACGAACCAGCUGGUGCAGGCUCUGACGAAAACCGGCGAUCUGGUUUGCUUCGGUGUGGCUGCGGGAGGGGGCCAGCAAGCCGUUCCCCUGAACACGGGUAAGAAGUGGAAGGGGAACAUGCUGCAGUUCUCCUUCGACGAGUGGCUAAAUCGUGACGUCACAACCAAUGCAAAGAUCCUAAAUCGCAUGCUCUUGGAAGUCACACAGUUGGUCAACGAGAAGAAGAUGCAGUUCGUCAUCAAAGAGUACACUACGCAGCGGUUCAACAUGGCUGUUCUGAAUGCAAAGCAGAUUGGCAGGACGCACUGCGUGGUGCUGCAUUUGCCUCGUCUGGAAGAGGUGACAAGACGGUACACAGAUGAUGCACUGGUGCUUCAAGAGACCAGCUUGCAAGACGACAAGCAGCACCGACGUAGCUGGGACUUGGACUUCUUGGAGUGGGAAGAUGGCGGUGCAGAGGAGGAGUACAACUGGCGAGUCGACAAGGAGAAGAGCUUGUUCAAGUUGCACCCGGAUGCAGCCGAUGGAGCCAUUGAGAGGUACAGCGAUGACACUUCCCCGACGCCCAUCGCACAGGAACUGGGAGCCAGCCCUGCCAAAGCAGAAGCAGUGCUGUUCUGGUUGCCUGGUACGACUUGCCGCUUGGAGAGCGAAUCUAAGUCGGACAACGAAGCAGUGCAACUCGGUCUUCGGUUCGGCGUCGUUGACGAUGAGCUUGGCAAUCCUCUUGGCCAGCUCUCGCGAUCAAAGGGCGCUGCAAGCUUCGAGAUGCCCCUGCUGCCCAGCGAGAUCGAUGCGCUAAGACAGGUGGAGUGUGCCGCGCUUGCGCUGAAGCGGCGAGCGCAGCUCGAGGAGGAGCAGCUCAAGCGUACGUCCAGCAAUUCUUUGCCAUUCUUCUUUGGCGGCUUUGGCCAGGGGGGGGUGGUCGCGCUGUACGCUGCGACGUGCCUGAUGGAGAAGCCUAUUGAUGCAGUUGCCUUCUGUCACAGCGGAGUCCCAGCGGCCUCAAUGAUUGGCAAGCGGCUGACUCCCCAAGUGAGGAGGGCUACGAGAUUGCAUGCCAUCUAUGACAAGGCCGACGAAGAAAUUCCAACAACAUUUCCUGACACCAUCCAUCAGAUGUUGUCUCUUGCCCAAUGUAAAGCCAGCCUUUACUGGCUGCAGAAAGGUGACGGCCACGCGUUCCAGGAUGAAGCCGCGGGCGCGGUAAUCAAGUGUGCCCACAUGUGGCUGGAAGAGCUCCGUUCCCGCCCGGACGUGUUCCGGAGCUUUCGCUAG